Messenger RNA from Astyanax mexicanus (Mexican tetra), 5620 nucleotides. RefSeq names its product DENN/MADD domain containing 3b (gene dennd3b). Gene Ontology annotation, biological process: regulation of Rab protein signal transduction. Gene Ontology annotation, cellular component: cytoplasmic vesicle. The coding region runs from base 225 to 4010 and encodes 1261 amino acids. NCBI's taxonomy places the organism in Eukaryota, Metazoa, Chordata, Actinopteri, Characiformes, Acestrorhamphidae. Gene Ontology annotation, molecular function: protein binding. The transcript has 24 exons. The record is from RefSeq and is a predicted model, not a curated record.
CUAAAUCAGACUUUCCUGUGCUGCUGCUGGUGCUGCUGUUCACAGGCAUGUUUCAGAUCCGGAUAUCAGACAGACUCCAGAGCUCAGACUCUUCCACAGCUCUCAGCAGGUUUUGAACUGUAUCAGCACAGCUGAGAUGGAAGUAUCUAAAGUGCUAUCAGUGUAUCAGUGAGGGCUACAGCUCUGUAGGAUCUUAUGUGGAGGAGAAAUUGCAUUGUGCUUCAAUGGCAGAAAAUCUACCCUCUGGUUUACUGGAUGCAUGUGUUGUAGUUGGCGCUUCAAAUGACAAGCUGAAGGAGGUGUGUGAGUUUCACCAGCAGGAGAAUGGGGUUCCUUUUCCCAUGCUUGACCCAGAGGUCUUACAGGUGCAUGUGCCUCCCUUCGUGAUGAAGGAGAAUCAUGCAGAACCUGGCAUAGGAAACUUCAGCCGGGUCCAGCGGAGACGUUCUUUCAUCAAGAAGAAGCAUGACAGGCGAGCGGCUUCCUCUGGGAACGCGAGGACAAGUGUGAGCUCCACUGAGGAUGUUUCUGUGCCCAAAGACCUGGACCUUGUAGCUCUGCCUCAACUGUGCUUUCCAGGAGGGCUUCAGGUUUCCAAGGAACCAAAGGAUGAUCAUUUCCACUUUCUGGUCUUCACCGAUGUCUUUGGAAACCAGACACAUGGAGUGGUUGUUCAGUAUUACAGACCGAUACAGUUAUUCCAAGACGGAUCAACGCACCAGAAUGGCCAUGUCUACAAACAUUCUCGACUUUACUCACCUUAUGGAGUUUGUAUAAUAUCGAAACACCCCUAUUACACGGCUCUGAGGGACUCGCUGUCCUGCUUGCUGGGGCAGCUGAAAACCUGUCGUCUUGCAGACCUGGAUGAGCGAGUGAAAGAGUUUUCAGCCAAACUGGCUCUGGUGCCCAUUCCUCCCCCGGGAUCACUGCAUGUGAUGUUCACCUUGCGACCCCUGACAAUCGUGCUUCCAUCAAGAGAGGACAGAGACCGCCCUGUCAUCGACCUAGACCUGCAUCUCCCAUUCCUGUGCUUCAGACCCAGAGUACUGCUGCAGAUAAUGACCAGUAUCCUGACAGAGCAGCGGCUGGUAUUCUUCUCCUCUGACUGGGCCAGGCUGACACUGAUGGCCGAGUGCUUCAUGCUGUAUAUCCACCCUCUGCGCUGGCAGCACCCACUGGUACCCACCCUCUCCCGUCAGAUGCUGGACUUCCUCAUGGCACCCACUGCUUUCCUCAUGGGCUGCCAUCUCAGCCACUUUAAGGAGGUUGCUAUGGAAACAGACGACUUGAUAUUAAUCAAUAUUGAUGAAGGGACGCUCUCAUCUGAUGUUACUAUUCCAGAAGCUCCCCGUGCAGCUGCUGAGUGUUUCAAGAGACGAAGUAAUGGCCUUCAGUUACACUAUGAUGUAGAGACAGUUCAUCAUGCAGUCUGCAUGGACAUUAAUGACCUGCGCACACAGAGGAAAAAGUGGCAGCAGAGCCUCAACUGGGAGAUUCAGAAGGUCACUCUGGAGUUUAUUGUGAAUGCCUUCAGGGAUGUCAAUGAUCACCUCAAUUAUGAGCACAGGGUCUUCAACACUGAGGAGUUUCUUAAGACCAGACAACCUGAAGACCAGCCCUUUUAUAAGAAGGUUUUGGAAACACACAUUUUUCAUUCCUUUUUAAAAGAACGCUUGAGCAGGAAGACUGAUGCCUUCACACGCAUGGAGAUCAGCACUCGAACAGAAGCCCAAAGAAUGAAAGCUGGGACUGAGAACCCUCGGAGGCCCACCAUGCAGGAGAUGGCACGCAAAUACAGCUGUCCAGAGAACCGCCUGAGUAAACGGCUAGGCAGGAGCCUUCCCAACCUGGGGGAGGAGAAGAACCUAAGCAUCCCCAGACACACCUCUCUCAAAGACAAAGUCAGCCUCGACAUCUCUCUAAAUAUCCCAGCCACUCCGGUUAAAAUCUUUAAGCUGCCAGACUUCCCUCCUCCUCUUGUCUACAACUAUGUCCACCAUUACUAUGGUGAAGUGACCCAUCAGCUAGGGAAAGCUAUGGCUCUCUCCACUGGUGACUCUUCUCUGCUGGCCAGAUAUUACUACCUCCGCGGCCUCAUCAACACCUUGAAUUCCAAGCGAAUAGAGGCUCUCAGUGAUUUUCUGAACCUGUACAAAACGGACGUUGAGCUGUUCCCGGGGGAGCUGGUGCGGACCCUGGUGGACUCUCUGCAGAAGGAGGAGAGGGUGCAGGCAGAGAAGAGGCCUGACCUGAAGAAGCUGCUGUGUAAACUGAAGAGCGAUGAGAAUAGCGAGCUGGUGUCAGAAGUACACGUGAAGAAAUUUGUGCUGCCUAAAAGCUCCAUGCAGCUGGAGGAGUUUGUAAAGUGCAUUCAGGAGUCGGGCAUUGUCAGAGAUAUUGACACCAUCCACAGACUGUUCACAGCCCUCACUGAUGGUCAGCAUAAGGUAAUAGAUCCAGAUACAUUUCGAGUUUUUUAUACGUUCUGGAAGGAGACGGAGGCAGAGGCCCAAGAUGUUCACCUGCCGUCUGAAGUCAUUGAGCAUCUGGAUAAUAAUGAGUGUGUGUACAAGCUGUCCAGCUCUGUUAAGACUAAUCACGGUGUGGGGAAGAUUGCCAUGACACAGAAGAGGUUGUUCCUGCUGACCGAGGGCAGGCCAGGAUAUGUAGAGAUCACCAAGUUCAGAGACAUUGAGGAAGUGAAGAUCUCUGCAGCUCCGUUUCUCCUACUGAAGAUCCCCUCUCUGAAGAUUAAGAGCAGUCUGAGGAAGGAGUAUUUCGAGGCCAAUCUGAAGUCGGAGUGUGAUCUCUGGAGCCUGAUGAUCAAAGAGAUGUGGGCCGGCAGGAGAAUGGCCGAUGAUCACAAGGAUCCUCAGCAUAUGCAGCAAGCCUUGACUAACGUUCUCCUCAUGGAUGCUGUGGUGGGGUGUCUACAGUCAACGAAGGCCACACUGGCUGCCUCUGGUUUGGCCUACUAUGAUAAGAUGAAAAGGGAUGCAACUGUGAUUGUGCCUAAAACCACAGUGGAGACUCUGAAGCACCGGAUAAACCCAUCCCUGUGUAUGACCACACCACAGACUGUACAUGUGCUGCUGUACACUCCAGGUCAGUUGUAUUCCUCAGACUGUGACCUAGAUGGGAAUCCCAAGCUCUGGUGUGCUCUUGGGAAUGGGACAGUUGUAGUGUUUGAUGCUGCUAGCUGGUCCAUGCAACAGAACUGCAUACAAAUAGGAACUAAACCACUGAACUGCAUGCUGGGAUUGGACCAGGAGCAGGUAUGGAUUGGCUCUCAGGAUUCUGAGAUUUAUAUCAUCAACACUCGCAGCAUGUCUUGUCAUAAGCAGUUGACUGACCACAGGGCUGAGGUGAUGGAUUUUGCUCUAGAAGAGAAGACCAGUAGGUUCAGUCAAACUCAGGUGUACUCCUGUAGCGCUGAUGGCUUUGUGAUAGUUUGGGAUGUUCUUACUCUGAAGGUGAAGAAACAGUUUCAUCUGGAUUGUGAGGGACUGGCCUUUAUUAACCUUCAUAAUGGAACGUUAUGGUGCGGUGCCCGAGACUGUAUCAUGGAGGUGAAGAAGAAUGGAUCACUUCAUCGUAAGCUGUCUAUACCUGAAGCUGUGAUGAGCACAAACACUUCUUUCAGUAGCUUCUUGCUGGUAGUUGAGAGAGGGGACAUUUGGACCAGCUUCACAGAUUCAGGGGAGCUGUAUGUGUGGACCGUAACAGACCUGACUACACCAUCCAGCAGGGUCACACUCCCAGAAUGCACUGGAGUGACAUGCAUGAUAAGAGUUAAGGACCAGAUCUGGGUGGGCUGUCAUAACAGUGGUCCCAAGCAGAGUGGUGCAAGAGGGAAGAUUUUCGUGUUGGACUCUGAGAGCUGCAGUGUUCAGAAGGAGUUGCAGGCUCAUACAGACAGCGUUCAAGCUCUGUGCUCUGCCGAGGACCGAUACGUACUAAGUGGCUCCGCUAAACGUGAUGGUAAAAUUGCCAUCUGGAAAGUGGAGUAGAGAGAAAGAGAUCUAGUCUAAAUGGCCUUGCUGUGAGACAAUGAAGAGCCAUUUUUCCCAGCUUAGCAGACACAGACACAUUCGACAUGCCUCAGUAGAAGGCAACAGGCUACAGGGUCUUAAACUCUGACGAAAUGACAGAAGAAGACGGAGCCUUAAUUAGGACCCUAUGUUUAAAUCUUUUUUAUUAUUUCCAAAUUCUGUCCACCCAUGUUUUCAUUUUUUCUAGAUCUUUUAAAUUUUAAGCCUCAAUUCUUCCACUGCGUCUGUGUUCCACAAUGCAGUAAUCAUAGCGCCCUACUUGUUGUAUGCUGCUAAGACGUUUAGAGAAACAUUUAAAAAGCGUUUAAAAAGUAAAAACAAGUAUUUGAUGAUGUAAAAUUCUGUAAAUAUGUAUAUACUGUAUAUUAUCAUGGUACUUUGUUGAUAUAUUUUUAAAAAGACAUUAUUCAAUCAACAGAUCAUCUCCAUUAUCUGUAAAUGUUGAUUAACAUAAACAAAAAAUUGACUGUUUCUUGCUAUUUAAGCAGGGUCAAAAACUGACCACUGUUGGAGAAUCAUCAUUCUCAACAUCCAGACUUACGUCAGGCCUUCAGGACCAAAAGCAGCCCAGGCAAGGCCAGUAUGACACAUUUGUCACUAGUUUGAACAGAGUUUUUGUAUGUGCCGCCUCCUUAUUUCUGUGGAAACUGUUGCUCUAUUCAUGUCCGAGUAUGACUGCUGUUUCUGGAUCUGGAAUUAUCCUUCAAACAUCUUGAAUAGAAUCAGUAUAUUCAGAAAGAAUCUAGUCCAAUUUGGCAUUGUGACUCAUUAUGAAUUCAGGCUGCAUUUCCCUCGCCCAUGUGGAACGCACUGAUUGGCCACUCUCGCAGUCGGGCGUGGGAGGCUGCCCGUAACACUAGAGACCCCCAGACCAGCACUUCAAAACUGACAUGUCAAUGGAAGGAAUUUUUGGGAUGUGUCCACUAGACAAUGCAGACACACAUCUGCAUCUUCCCCCAGAGCUUACGGGUGUAUAGAUAAUAGCCAUGCUGUUACACUGCAGCAUUUCGUGUUAAUCAGAGUCUGAGAGACGUGGGGGGAGAAACAAUGCUCUUUUAAGUGAUGGAUUUUAUGGUCUUUGUUGAAAAAAUGAGGACGUUUCUGAAAGGGACGCCAUAUUAAAUGCCAUACAUUUCUUUAUACAUUAUAUUAGUUAAAUAUUGUGUGUUAUAUGGUAAAAAAAAAAAAAAAAAGUUCCUAGGGUUCUAAACAUGAUUAAGUUCUAUGUAUCUCUUGAUCCUAGUCUACAAACUAGCUUUGGAUAUCUUAAGUAACUUUGAAGCACUGUUGUAAGUCGCUCUGGAUAAGGGCAUCUGCUAAAUACCGUAAAUGUAAAUGUAUACUGUAUAUGAAUGUGUAUAUAUAAUAUAUGUACACUGUAUUCCCUGAAGUUGUUUCCAAUGUUUCUUCUCAAAUCUAGAAUAAAACACUAUUCAUUCAAAUGGAGAAAAUUUAACAUAGCAAAAACAUGGACCACUUGGAAAGCGACAGGAACACUUGGAUGUGACAGAAAGAGAAAGCAAUCAUUGGCUGCCACCAGAUUUCUGAAGAGGCAGGUGAUCAGACAU